This is a messenger RNA of Gadus morhua (Atlantic cod), 1598 nucleotides long. RefSeq names its product mitogen-activated protein kinase 3 (gene mapk3). Bases 267 to 1442 code for a protein of 391 amino acids. Gene Ontology annotation, molecular function: ATP binding; MAP kinase activity. The record is from RefSeq and is a predicted model, not a curated record. Gene Ontology annotation, biological process: protein phosphorylation. The transcript is spliced from 9 exons. Lineage: Eukaryota; Metazoa; Chordata; Actinopteri; Gadiformes; Gadidae.
CCCGCGUCACCCAGGUCCGGCGAACAAAACGAGCAUUCCUCUAUUACCGUAGUUUGGCACGCGCAUUUACGCUCAGUGUUGCUUCAGAUCCGCGCGCUGUUCAUCCGUUCACUCGGUAGUAGAAGAGGCCUGAUCGAGGAGCGCCGCUUUAACCACGAAACACCGACGUUUUUAUACGAUAUUCGACUGCCAGUGAGCCGAGCCGUUACCCCCGAGCCGAGACUCCCCGGAAUCCGUCGACUGAACGCGUCCUUCGGAGAGCCGUCAUGGCGGACUCGAGCAGCGCAGCGGCGGGCGGAGCCCCGGGCUCCGGUAGCGGGGCUGCCGGGGCGGCGGGCGCUGUGGCGCAGGACGGAUCCACCGGAGCCGCGGGGUCCAAGGUGGCGUCGGAGCUGGUGAAGGGGCAGGCGUUCGACGUCGGCCCCCGCUAUGUCAACCUGUCGUACAUCGGGGAGGGGGCGUACGGGAUGGUCUGCUCUGCCCUGGACAAUGUGACCACCUCCCGCGUGGCCAUCAAGAAGAUCAGCCCGUUCGAGCACCAGACGUAUUGCCAGCGCACGCUGAGAGAGAUCAAGAUCCUGCUGCGCUUCCACCACGAGAACAUCAUCGGCAUCAACGACAUCCUGCGCGCCCGCCGACUGGAGGCCAUGAGGGACGUCUACAUCGUGCAGACCCUGAUGGAGACGGACCUGUACAAGCUGCUGAAGACGCAGAAGCUGAGCAACGACCACAUCUGCUACUUCCUGUACCAGAUCCUGCGCGGGCUGAAGUACAUCCACUCUGCCAACGUGCUGCACCGGGACCUGAAGCCCUCCAACCUGCUCAUCAACACCACCUGUGACCUGAAGAUCUGUGACUUCGGCUUGGCACGGAUAGCCGACCCGGAGCACGACCACACCGGCUUCCUGACGGAGUACGUGGCCACACGCUGGUACCGCGCCCCCGAGAUCAUGCUCAACUCAAAGGGCUACUCCAAGUCCAUCGACAUCUGGUCCGUGGGCUGCAUCCUGGCCGAGAUGCUGUCCAACAGACCCAUCUUCCCUGGGAAGCACUACCUGGACCAGCUGAAUCACAUACUGGGGAUCCUGGGCUCCCCGUCCCAGGAGGACCUCAACUGCAUCAUCAACACCAAGGCCCGCAACUACCUGCAGUCCCUCCCCGAGAAGCCCAAGAUCCCCUGGGACAAGCUGUUCCCCAAGGCCGACGGCAAGGCCCUGGAUCUGCUGGGUCGCAUGUUGACCUUUAACCCCAACAAGCGCAUCAGCGUGGAGGAGGCCCUGGCCCACCCCUACCUGGAGCAGUACUACGACCCCACGGACGAGCCCGUGGCCGAGGAGCCCUUCACCUUCACCAUGGAGCUGGACGACCUCCCCAAGGAGAAGCUGAAGGAGCUGAUCUACGAGGAGACGGCCCAGUUCCAGGCCACCUACCAGGGCUCCUGAGUGCAGCAUUGCGGAGGCGGAGCAUCGGGUGGCGGCGGCGGCACCAGAAGACUCCGAACGCGACCACGAAGAAAACCACGACGACCACGAAGAAACCGCGACGACCACGACGACCGCUACCAAUCAUGUAAAAAAAAAAGAAGAAAAAAAAAAAAA